Kickxella alabastrina is the source of this 1711-nucleotide messenger RNA. RefSeq names its product multicopper oxidase-domain-containing protein. Gene Ontology annotation, cellular component: high-affinity iron permease complex. Bases 1 to 1650 code for a protein of 549 amino acids. The record is from RefSeq and is a predicted model, not a curated record. Lineage: Eukaryota; Fungi; Kickxellomycota; Kickxellomycetes; Kickxellales; Kickxellaceae. Gene Ontology annotation, molecular function: ferroxidase activity; copper ion binding. The transcript has a single exon. Gene Ontology annotation, biological process: cellular response to iron ion starvation; reductive iron assimilation.
AUGCUUUUCAUUUACGGCCCACUCAUCCUUGCGCUCAUCUCCGCCAUCCCAACUACUGUAUUUGCCAAACGCGUGGUAGAGAAUUGGGAAGUAACCUACGUGACCAGCAACCGUGGUCUCGAUCAACCACCCAAACGCGGUGUCGGUGUCAACCACAAAUUCCCGCUCCCCGUUGUACACGCAACCAAGGGUGACACUCUCGUCCUAAACAUUUUCAACUCGCUCAACGAAACCACCACCAUGCAUUCACACGGACUCUUCCAACGUAACACGACGUACUAUGACGGAGCAGCAAUGACCACUGAGUGCUCUAUCACGCCGGGAACCUCCUUCUCCUACGAGAUCCCCUUGGAGCAGGCCGGAACGUAUUGGAUUCAUGGGCAUUCGCAUUCGCAGAAUUUCGAUGGGCUGCGCACGCCCUUGAUUAUUCACGAUCCCAAGGAUCCAUACAAGAGCGAUGGCGAGUAUGUGGUGGCCGUGGAGGACUGGUGGCCGGUGACCUUUAAUACCACUUUGGCGGCUCUGCUGGAUGUCACUGGGCAGAGCAACCCAUUUGCGCAACCGCCUAAUCUCCUUGUCAAUGGACACCCUGAAGCACCCCGCUUUGACUUUAUUCCCGGACAAACUUACCGCAUCAGACUCGUUUCCAUGAUGAGUCUGCCGCUGUGGGAGUUUGCCAUUGACGGGCACGAGCUAGAAAUCAUUGAGGUUGACGGCGUCAACACAAAGCCCAAAAAGGUCAAUGUUGUCCGUCUGGCACCCGCCCAGCGCGUCUCUGUUCUGGUGAAAGCCAAGGAAUCGUGCGAUAGCAAUUAUAGCUACCAUGUGACAAUGUUUGGAAACUUCUUGCCACCCAUCCCGGGUGUCUUCCCGUCGCGUGUGGACGGUCUUGUGGCAUACUCCUCGGAUGCGCCGCUGGCAGAGACUGUCGGCGAGAUUCCCUCAGAGCCCUUUGACGAAAUGAGCAUUGAGUCUCUGCAUGGUCCUAUUAUGAAGGCCGACCGCGGACUGUACUUUAAUGCCACGUCAGGGUUCUUGCCUGACGGCACCAACUGGGAGUCGUUCAACUUGGUCACCUACCGCGACCCGGAUGUGCCCUCUGUGUUCACUGCACUGACCGAUUUUAUCAACCUCAACCCCAUCUCGUACGGCCCCCAGACCAACGCCCAUGUGUUGCAGCUGAACGAGGUCAUUGAAAUGCUUUUCUGGAGUGCCACGCAGCUCUCCCACCCGCUGCACCUCCACGGCCAUGUAUUCCAGAUUGUCGAAAAGGGGUUCAUCAACGACACCAUGGGCGCACUGACAACCAGGGUCGCCAAGGACAAGUUCCCUCUGCAGAGAGACACAGUGCUGGUUAACAGCGGUGAGUACGUUGUGGUGAGGUUCAAGGCGGAUAACCCCGGAGUUUGGCUUAUGCAUUGCCACUUCGACUGGCACAUGGCGCUCGGGUUAAACAUGGUCUUUGUGGAGGCACCCAAGGAGAUGAUGGAUGUUAUCAAGGUGCCGCAGUCGGUUAUCGACCAGUGCAAGAGGCAGGGGAUUGAGACCAAGGGUAAUGUGGUGGGCAACAUGGCGUACGACUACGACGGUGCGCCCAAUCUGCCCCACCUGCUGCACGACGCUCCGGCGGUUCUGGCAUCGGCGGCUUAAGCUGAGGAACAAAUUGUAUGGGCGUGACGAUAUGAUCAAUGCUGAUUUGAUUUAAACCGAU